AUGAAGUUCUUCAUUGAUAAAUUGCCAGUCAUCUUUCCCUAUCCGAAAAUUUAUCCUGAGCAAUAUGCAUACAUGUGUGAUCUCAAAAAGACCCUGGAUACCGGCGGUCAUUGCGUGCUUGAGAUGCCUUCGGGUACUGGGAAAACCGUCUCUCUACUUUCGCUUAUUGUAGCUUAUCAGCAAUGUAUGCCUGAAAAGCGGAAACUGAUCUACUGUUCUCGUACUAUGUCUGAAAUAGAGAAAGCCUUGGCGGAACUGAAGGCUCUCAUGAAAUACCGUACCGAACAGCUCGGUUAUGAAGAAGAGUUUAGAGGCUUGGGAUUAACCAGUCGCAAGAACCUUUGUCUUCAUCCAUCAGUUAAACGAGAAAAGAGUGGCACCAUCGUCGAUGCCCGGUGCAGAAGCCUCACGGCCGGUUUUGUUAAAGAGAAAAAACAGCGCGGGGAGAAUGUAGACCUUUGUGUUUACCAUGAUAAUCUGGAUUUGCUGGAGCCCCAUAACCUGAUACCUAACGGCGUGUGGACUUUCGAAGACGUUCUUCGCUAUGGUGAAGACCACAAACAAUGUCCAUACUUUACCGCCCGACGCAUGAUGCAAUACUGUAACGUUGUAAUUUUCUCUUAUCACUAUCUCCUCGACCCGAAGAUUGCCGAGCGAGUCUCAAGAGAUUUUUCUAAAGACUGCAUUGUCGUCUUUGAUGAAGCACACAAUAUUGAUAACGUGUGCAUUGAGGCUUUGAGUACUGAUAUCACGGAGGACUCACUUCGUCGAGCCACUCGCGGCGCACAGAAUCUGGAGCAAAAGGUCACAGAAAUGAGAGAUACAGACCAAGAGCAACUCCAAAAUGAAUACCAGAAGCUAGUUGAGGGCCUUCGUAGUGCGGAUGAAGCUCGACAAGAAGAUGCAUUUAUGGCAAAUCCUGCGUUGCCCGAAGAUCUCCUUAAAGAAGCUGUCCCCGGGAACAUUAGAAGAGCAGAGCAUUUUGUUGCGUUUCUCAAACGAUUCAUCGAAUAUCUCAAAACGAGAAUGAAAGUCCGACAAGUUAUAUCGGAAACCCCGCCGUCUUUUCUAGCGCAUCUGAAAGAACAUACAUUCAUCGAAAAAAAACCUCUCAGGUUUUGUGCCGAACGAUUAACUUCCCUUGUUCGGACCCUUGAACUUACAAACAUUGAGGAUUAUCAAUCGCUACAGGAAGUGGCCACCUUUGCAACUCUAGUAGCAACCUACGAAAAAGGGUUUCUCCUGAUACUUGAGCCAUACGAAUCAGACACCGCCGAGGUACCCAACCCUAUUCUGCAUUUCACGUGCCUUGAUGCCGCUAUUGCAAUUAAACCUGUUUUCGAAAGGUUUUACUCCGUCAUUAUCACGUCCGGCACCAUUUCUCCUCUGGAAAUCUAUCCAAAAAUGCUGGAUUUCUCCACAGUAAUUCAAGAGUCCUAUAGCAUGACGCUUGCAAGACGGUCGUUUUUGCCAAUGAUUGUAACACGCGGAAGUGAUCAAGCCUCCGUCUCAACCAGUUUUCAGGUCCGAAACGAACCCAGCGUGGUACGAAACUACGGCACGAUAUUGGUAGAGUUUGCUAAAAUCACACCGGACGGACUAGUUGUCUUUUUCCCUUCCUAUCUUUACAUGGAGUCCAUUAUCAGCAUGUGGCAAGGCAUGGGUAUUCUUGACGAAGUAUGGAAGUACAAACUCAUUCUGGUCGAAACGCCGGACGCCCAAGAGACCUCUUUGGCCCUCGAAACGUAUCGCACAGCAUGCUGCAAUGGAAGAGGCGCCAUUCUGUUGUGUGUUGCGCGAGGCAAGGUCUCGGAAGGUAUUGAUUUCGACCAUCAGUAUGGGCGCGCCGUGUUGUGCAUUGGCGUACCAUUUCAAUACACGGAGUCGCGAAUCCUGAAGGCGCGCCUGGAGUUUUUGAGGGAGACGUAUCGGAUCAAGGAGAACGAUUUUCUAUCAUUUGACGCCAUGCGACACGCUGCACAAUGCCUUGGGCGUGUCCUACGUGGAAAGGACGAUUAUGGAAUCAUGGUCUUGGCCGACCGUAGGUUCCAGAAAAAAAGAAGCCAGCUGCCCAAGUGGAUAAACCAGGCGCUUCUUGACGUGGACGCGAAUCUCAGCACUGACAUGGCAGUGAGCAGUGCAAGACGAUUCCUAAGAACCAUGGCACAACCAUUUCGCGCCAAGGAUCAAGACGGCAUCAGUACAUGGGGCCACGACGAUCUUCAAAGACACAAAGAAAAAAUGGAUAUGGAGAAGAUCCACGAAAUGGAAGAAGCGGCGAAAAACUCGACAAAUCAAGAUAUUGCUGCUUUGGACAACUACCCUUACGUCGUUGAAGAGCUGGAUCAAGACAUGAUGGAGUUGGAUGAUUUUUGA
This is a messenger RNA of Ustilaginoidea virens, 2376 nucleotides long. RefSeq lists its product as uncharacterized. Gene Ontology annotation, molecular function: damaged DNA binding; hydrolase activity, acting on acid anhydrides, in phosphorus-containing anhydrides; DNA helicase activity. The transcript has 10 exons. NCBI's taxonomy places the organism in Eukaryota, Fungi, Ascomycota, Sordariomycetes, Hypocreales, Clavicipitaceae. Gene Ontology annotation, cellular component: nucleus. The record is from RefSeq and is a predicted model, not a curated record. Bases 1 to 2376 code for a protein of 791 amino acids. Gene Ontology annotation, biological process: positive regulation of mitotic recombination; nucleotide-excision repair; transcription by RNA polymerase II.